AAUAAAUAGGAGAGCCGAAAAAUAAAAUAAAAUUAUGUACACGGCCGCCGAAACCCUCAGAUUGAAACUACAGUAGUAUCGUCCGGUGGUGGAAGAUGGGAGCAGCAGAUACGAUCGUUGUUGCAGAGAAGAUUGAAGACUUGCUUGAGGCUGCUAGAUACGUUGAUAUUGAUGAUCUUAAAAGCUUAGCUGCUGAUGGUGUCUCUCUUACCUCUCGUGAUUCCCAAGGCCGAACAGCCCUGCAUAUGGCUGCAGCGAAUGGACAUAUGACUAUAGUGGAGUAUCUUAUCAGUCAAGGAGUGGAUAUUAAUGCUCUUAACGAUGAGAACAAUGCCCCUCUACAUUGGGCAUGCUUGAAUGGUCAUAUCGAGGUGGUGAAGAAAUUGAUUUUGUCAGGAGCUAGUCUAAGCCUUUUGAAUCGGUAUGAGCGGACUCCUAUGGAUGAAGCCAUUGGUGCUCAGAAGAUGGAGAUUAUAGAUGCCAUCAACACAACUGUUGCACAAAUGGAACUUGAAAAUACCAGUAUGACAUGACUUUUUUCAGACAUCUUCAUCAUAAGCAUCCUAAAAUUUUCUCUUUCUGUCUCUCUCUCACUCUGAUAUGCAGGUGAGGUGUUGUAUUGUUGGAGUUUGUUUACCUAAACUGACUAGCAGUUGUUAGAACUGGUAUCAUAUGAAUUCGAUUUAUUUUGGUUGCAAUACCCACAAACCACAGACUUGUUCAAUUAAUUUUGGGCUGGACCAGUUUGGGUUUA
Camelina sativa (false flax) is the source of this 754-nucleotide messenger RNA. RefSeq lists its product as uncharacterized. The record is from RefSeq and is a predicted model, not a curated record. Gene Ontology annotation, cellular component: BRCA1-A complex; BRCA1-BARD1 complex. Gene Ontology annotation, molecular function: protein binding; ubiquitin-protein transferase activity. Gene Ontology annotation, biological process: protein K6-linked ubiquitination. Lineage: Eukaryota; Viridiplantae; Streptophyta; Magnoliopsida; Brassicales; Brassicaceae.